GUCAGAACCGUUAGUCGCGUGUGCGACUUCCUCGGCGUCAGGACGCACACGCGUACGCCAGGCAGCGGCGGCGUCUCAUUCAAACAGCCCAAUCAGCGGCCGCGCCGCCUCCGGUCCCCUUUUUCUCUACUCGGGUCUCUCGCUUCCUCCGUUCUCGGAUGUUCCCUCCCUGGCCCCCGUGUACUGCCUGUGGCCGGCCCGUGGCGCAACACCCACCCAAACUUCUCUGGUUUCUGUCCGCAGUUUGCGAAGUGAGGAACUCCAACGUGGAGAACCUGCCUCCCCACAUCAUACGCCUGGUGUACAAAGAGGUGACGACACUGACAGCCGACCCUCCGGAUGGCAUCAAGGUCUUCCCCAACGAGGAGGACCUCACAGACCUGCAGGUCACCAUCGAGGGCCCUGAGGGGACUCCCUAUGCUGGGGGUCUGUUCCGCAUGAAACUCCUGCUGGGGAAGGACUUCCCCGCCUCCCCACCCAAGGGCUACUUUCUGACCAAGAUCUUCCACCCGAACGUGGGUGCCAAUGGCGAGAUCUGUGUCAACGUGCUCAAGCGGGACUGGACAGCCGAGCUGGGUAUCCGGCACGUGCUGCUGACCAUCAAGUGCCUGCUGAUCCACCCCAACCCCGAGUCCGCGCUCAACGAGGAGGCUGGCCGGCUGCUGCUGGAGAACUACGAGGAGUAUGCGGCACGCGCACGCCUCCUCACCGAGAUCCACGGUGGUGCCAGCGGGCCCAGUGCCAGGGUCCCUACCGGGGGUGCCGCCGCAGCCUCCUCUGCUGCCCCCGCCACCCCUGGGGUUCCGGGUGGGGCCGAGGGCCCCAUGGCCAAGAAGCACGCAGGGGAGCGCGACAAGAAGCUGGCAGCCAAGAAAAAGACGGACAAGAAGCGGGCACUGCGGCGGCUGUAGGGCUCUCUGUGGCCUCUGCCCUCCCUUAUCUCUUAAGUUAUUUAAAUUAUGGUUGGGUGGGCUAGGGGGCACUGGGGUCUGGAUUUGGUUUUCUAAAUAAAGUUGGAAAAACAGCA
Molecule: messenger RNA, 1027 nt
Organism: Fukomys damarensis (Damara mole-rat)
Lineage: Eukaryota; Metazoa; Chordata; Mammalia; Rodentia; Bathyergidae
Gene: Ube2s
Product: ubiquitin conjugating enzyme E2 S
Exons: 4
Coding region: 159-911 (250 amino acids)
Source: RefSeq, a predicted model, not a curated record